GACGCCCCCCGCCGCCCGCGGGGAGGAGGAUGGACGUUCCCUUCUACCACGACGAUGUGUUGAUCGCGCUGGCGGCGGCGGCGGCGGCGGCGGCGGCGCCCUCCCCCGCGGGCGGCCCCUCCGGCAGCGCCCCCGCGCAGCCCUGCGCUGACGGCGGCCGCAUGAAGAAGGACGGGCUCUCCCUGGCGCUGGGCGAGCUGAAGGCGCCCGCCGGCGCGCCCGCGCCCGCCCCCGGGGCCUCCUCGGCGCCGCCGGGCGACGGCGAGGGCCGGGCCCUGCUGGCCUCGCCGGACCUGGGCCUGCUCAAGCUGGCCUCGCCCGAGCUCGAGCGCCUGAUCAUCCAGUCCAACGGCCUGGUCACCACCACGCCGACCAGCGGCGGCGCGCACUUCCCCUUCCCCAAGGCCGGCGGCGGCGGCGCGGCGGCCGCGGCUGGCGGCGGCGGCGGCGGCAGUGCCGCCCCCGACGAGCAGGAGUUCGCCGCCGGCUUCGUCAAGGCGCUGGAGGACCUGCACUACCAGAGCCAGCAGCUGGGCGGCGGCGGCGGGGGCCCCGUCGGGGGCGAGCUGCCCCCGGCCGCCAGCCUGGCCCCGCCGGCGUCGCAGCCGCGGCCGCCCGCGCCGGUGGUGGAGCCGCCCGUGUACGCCAACCUGAGCACCUUCGCGGGCGCGUACGCGGCGGCCGAGGGCCCGUUCCAGGCGCACUCGCGGCUGCCGCCGCCGCCGCCGCCGCCGCCGCUGAAGGACGAGCCGCAGAUCGUGCCGGAGGUGGCCAGCUUCGGCGACAGCAGCCCGCCGCUCUCGCCCAUCGACAUGGACACGCAGGAGCGCAUCAAGGCCGAGCGCAAGCGGCUGCGCAACCGCAUCGCCGCCUCCAAGUGCCGGCGGCGCAAGCUGGAGCGCAUCUCGCGCCUGGAGGAGAAGGUGAGGAGCCUGAAGAGCCAGAACACGGAGCUGGCCUCGACGGCCAACCUGCUGCGCGAGCAGGUGGCCCAGCUGAAGCAGAAGGUGCUCAGCCACGUCAACAGCGGCUGCCAGCUGCUGCCCCACCAGCCGCCCGUGCCUGCCCCGCACCAGGUCCCAGCCUACUGACGGUCAGCCGCCCGGGCUCUCUGGCGGAGGAAGGACUGACUUCGGGCAGAGGGGCCGGCGGACGUGUCCGCAGCUGCAGAGGUUGGGUUCCCUCCCCGCCUUGGACUGACACCAGGGGAGCAGAGGAAGCGCGGGGCUGCCGGCGAGAACAGCAGAUGUCGUGGUGGGAGAAGCCCCCAACCCUGGCCAAAUGCAGGACAGAGGCCCCCUGCCAAGCUUUGGAACUCGGGGGGGGCGGGCCGGCGGGCGGGCAGGGGAGCCUGUGCGCCCCGAUCGUGGCCUGUGACUUUGGGCUGCUUCGAGCCCUCCGAGGGCCCUGGGGACGCCAGGGUGGAGGGUGAUGUUGCCCCAAGCCGUGUCCAGUCCCAGUUCUUUGGGAUCUGGCCUGGGCAGCCUGCUGUUUCCCCCCUUCCCCACCCCACCUCUUUUCCAAGAACUAUUUCCUUUCCUGUACCGUAUUUAUGUUAAUAUACAAUCCCGCCCAUCUCUUGUUUUGGGGGGCGGGGUUCUUACACUCUUGCCUUUGACUUUUGUGAUAUUUCUCUCGUCACAUUCCACAGUGCAGUAAAGUCUGUGCAGGCGUUGGAAAAUGCAAAA
Varanus komodoensis (Komodo dragon) is the source of this 1688-nucleotide messenger RNA. RefSeq names its product JunD proto-oncogene, AP-1 transcription factor subunit (gene JUND). The record is from RefSeq and is a predicted model, not a curated record. Bases 30 to 1091 code for a protein of 353 amino acids. Gene Ontology annotation, molecular function: transcription factor binding; RNA polymerase II cis-regulatory region sequence-specific DNA binding; DNA-binding transcription factor activity, RNA polymerase II-specific. Lineage: Eukaryota; Metazoa; Chordata; Lepidosauria; Squamata; Varanidae. Gene Ontology annotation, cellular component: transcription regulator complex. Gene Ontology annotation, biological process: regulation of transcription by RNA polymerase II; regulation of cell cycle; regulation of cell population proliferation. The transcript has a single exon.